Molecule: messenger RNA, 719 nt
Organism: Cydia fagiglandana
Lineage: Eukaryota; Metazoa; Arthropoda; Insecta; Lepidoptera; Tortricidae
Exons: 7
Coding region: 105-719 (204 amino acids)
Source: RefSeq, a predicted model, not a curated record
GAAGAUGAGCGGUUUCAAUCUCAGAAAGAGGCCUCGGGUCUGCUACUACGAGCCAGAGGAGCCUCCCUUCGACGAGUUCAUUUACUGCUCCGAGUGCCGGGACUAUGUGUAUGAGUACUGCGCAAUACAUGGCCCGUUACUUGUUAUACCCGAUGACAAGGGGCGGGAAUAGGCGUGUUCAGCACGCUGACGCUGCCCAGCGGCGUGCGCUUCGGGCCCUACCGCGGCCGCCGCCUCAAGACCGCGCUCGACUCCGGAUACGAAUGGCAGCUGUACGACCGCAACAACAGGCCGAGCCACGUGGUGGACGCGAGCGACGGCAACAACUCCAACUGGAUGCGGUACGUCAACUGCGCGCGGCGCUACUCCGAGCAGAACCUGGUCGCCUUCCAGUAUCAGGGCGACCUCUACUACAGGCGAGUGCUCUUAUAUUGACGGUGAAGAUCGUGCCGCGCUUCACGGAGCUGCUGGUGUUCUACGGCAGCGAGUUCGCCAACCGGCUCUGCGUCGACCUGCGCCGCUACACCAAACCCUGCGACUGCGAAUACUGUCAAGCUGGACUUGGUGCCAAAAAGGAACCAGAGAAAAUAAACAAAGGUGAAACGUCUAAUGAAAAGAAGAACGAAACAGAUAUUAAAGAUGCUAGUUCAGGACAAGCGAUACUUGACACUAAAAAAGAACUUGCGAAAACAAACAAACGUAAAACGCGUAGAAGAUAG